This is a messenger RNA of Podarcis muralis (Common wall lizard), 4942 nucleotides long. It is a transcript of the gene MANSC4, whose product is annotated as MANSC domain containing 4. Lineage: Eukaryota; Metazoa; Chordata; Lepidosauria; Squamata; Lacertidae. Gene Ontology annotation, biological process: epithelium development; extracellular matrix organization; epidermis development. The record is from RefSeq and is a predicted model, not a curated record. Gene Ontology annotation, molecular function: serine-type endopeptidase inhibitor activity. Gene Ontology annotation, cellular component: plasma membrane.
UCCCCCUGCCUGUGCCCACUCUAGGGAAAUAAGGAAUGUUGCAUUUGACUGCACCAAUGGAUUACAUCCCACAAACUAUUGGAUAUUUGAAAAAUGACUAAUGGAAUUAAAGGGACAUUUAUUUAUCACUUAAAAAUAUAUAUCCUGAGGUUGCAAUCCUGUAUUCCUAUGCCAACACACAUGUUAGGCACACACUGAAAUCCCAUAGGAUUUAGUGAAAAGUGCAGCCUGAUCCUGUGCAUAUUUACUUGGAAGUAAAUGCCAUUGUGUUUGAUGGGACUUAACAUUUGAUAAGUGCUAGGGGUUGCAGUCCCAAGUUCACACAGCUAAGUGUGGCCAGAGUAAUGUUGAGCAGUAGGGUUUGGUUAAUAAAUUACUAGCUUCUUGUUAUGGAGGUUCAAAGUAAAUACAAAUGCAGUGAUCAGUUCAUUUUCAGAGAGAAAAGUAACAUUCUUUUCUAGCACAGCAGUAACAAAGACUGAAAUUUUUAUUACACUACCCAUUGUUCUACCAGGCCUAAACACACUAAGCACAACCAAAUCAAGAUCAUGGGGCACAAUUUUAAGAGCUCAACCACAGUGUGAACAGUGGGAAGAGAUAAAUCUGGCCAGCUUCAGAGUGUCUUUCAUUGCUCCACAAACUGCAGCCCAGAGAUGAUGAAAAAACCCACUCUAUAUGCUUCAAAAUGGCUUUGUCAUGACAGCAUAGUUUUACUCUGGAAGACCAUGACCAUAAUCUGUGAGAAGAUUGUUUAGCCCAGCAGCAUUGACACAUCACAAUAGGUUCUCUGGUGGACAAUGUUUCUACUUUGGAGAAAAACCUUUUACUGAGAUGUUUCUGCUGAUGGCUGUGUCGGAAGUCUUUCUGCUUUUGGGCUGGGCGUGGAGAUCAGACUGCAUUUGCUCACCCACCACUUAUUAUAAGAAUUGUUGGAUUCGACGAUUCCCGGGCCUUACAGUUGAUCUGGAGCGUUCACAGAGAAGAGGGGCCUACAUUCUCAAAGUCUACACAGAAGCUACAGCCCAACAAUGCAGCCGGACCUGCUGCCUCCUAAAGAAUGUUUCCUGUAACUUGGCAGUUUUCUAUGGUGAAACCAAUAAUCAGAGUCUUAACUGCCUGCAUGUUUAUUGCCCAGCGUUGGAGAGCUGCAUACUGAGGCCUUCGAUCAAUGUUGUGUUGUACAACAUCACACCAGGGGUUGAUCCGGAUCUUCUUGUGUUUGAGAAACUCUCUUUCAAAGAUAUGAAUACCAGGUCCUCUCUUAAUAAAUGGGAAGUGCAUGGAAGCGCAAGGGUUGCCAAUUUAGAAAAAUGCCAGAAUUCAACAACCAGUUCAAGGUACCUUCUUCCUGAAUCCUUAUCUUCUACAGUGGUCCAAGAGCUGGUAAGUAACAGCAGCAACACAAGUACUGCACCUGCCCCAGUUCACAGGUCUCCAUCCAGCACAUAUUUAGGACCUGCAGAUGCACCACUGAAGGACUAUUUUACUAAAGUGGCAAACAUCUCAGAAAAGAAUGGUUCAACAGCCAUGUCUGACAAUGCCACUGCACUUCCUAGCACUGCCGUUACAUCUAUCAAGAUAUUAUCACACAUGCCCAGCCCAGCCCAUCUGAACAGCAGCAAACACUUGAACGAAACCAAGGUAUACAGUGGCAGGAAUUCCACAUCAGACAAUGAAGACCAGAAAUCAGCUUGGGAGGAAGUAGAAAGGGGGAGCUGGCUGCUUCCGGUGGCACUCUGUCUUUCCUUGACUGUGAUUUGCUGUUGCACUAUUAUUCUUGCAGCUGGGUGCCAUCGAAAGAGGAAUGGUCGGUAUAAACCAAGACGGAGAGGUGAAUCCAGACGGUUCAUUAGAUACACUAUGGUUAAAAAUAACUUUUAAUGGUAAAUAUUCCAAAUCUAGAGACAAAGUGAAGGCUAGAUGAUGAAUAUGUAAGAGAAGAAAAGGGAACUCUGCAAUCCUAUACAUCUCCACUCAGAAGACUCAUUGAUAUGUGUUUGGGACCGAUUAUAGGUAUUUUGAGUACUUUGCCAUUAAACUAGAUCGGAGAUACAUCUGCUUUUCUUGAUUAUAAUGCUUCAAUUCUAACAGGGUUUAAAUACACCUUUCAUUAAGAGUCCUUUCUCCAUAAAAAACCACAUAGACUGGUCGGGAAACUUUUCCAGUAUGCAAGCUGUCUCCUUUCUCCACCAACCCUUACAGGCCAUUAGGGCCACCAGCUGUCAAUUACUUGAUGUCAUUAUGACAUUAGGUGAUAACUUCAAAGUGAGUGGUAGCCCCUUUGAAGUCUGUUUGCUGAUGGUUUGGAUUCAAACUAUUCUGCAAAUGGGAGUUUCCCCUCUUAGACUUAAAGAAAAAAAUGUCCAUUUUCCAGGCAAGGUAAGAUUCUAUACCAUGCCUGUCUGCAAACAGGCAAAGGGGGCGUCUCUCACCACCCAUCAGAUGAUUGAUGCCGAGAACAAACUCCUUUGAAGAAGAGCUCAGUGCAACUCAGCCAAUCUCAGCCACGUAUUUACCUGCCCCGCACCUGGUUUUACAUAUAGCACCAAGUGUUAGGCAGGCAGGUGAAUGCAAUUUGGAGAAAAUGCAUCAGCCAGAUUAGUUGCAUGGGCCAGAGGUUCCUCAUUGCAGUACUGACUCAUUGUUAAAACCGUGUUUAUGGAAGACAAUCUUACUUGGCUACGAGUGAUCGCCAAAGAAAGAAGAUACCAAGACUCAAUAUGAACACUAAUAUCAAGUAAUUCUUAGAAUUUAUAUGUCACUUUGGGCACGUUCACCAAUCUUUUGCACACUUAUCCCCAUGUUGCAAUUGUAAGAGACUGUGGUGUUGUAUUUUAUCUGUGUGUGACAAACCCCAGCACCACACUCACCCACCCCACCUGGGAAUGGGACACGUCUCCAGGCUACAACUCCUUUUCAGCCCCUACUCUCACACUCUCAUGUUUGCAAGCAGACGAGGAACUGUGAUACUCAAGGCCGGAAGUACUUGCCUCUUGCAGCCCAAGGAGCAACUUACUAUCUGUUUCUUCUCUGCUUCGCUACCUUUUCCAUAGUGCACAUGCAAUGUCUACCAGAACUAGUAUGCAGCUUUAAUAUCCUGCAGCUUUAUCAAAGCAUAACCCCCCCCCCAAGUAAUUUUACAUCUGCAUGUUUUUUAGUGUGUAUGCUGACAUUCUGAAAAUGUCCCCGUUCAAGCCAAUGGCAGUCUAUUAUGUGGAAUCGUGGUAGGAAAAACGCGGCGUACAAGGAAACUUGUUCUUCAUGUGAUUGGAAGUGGUGGUAGGGAAGGGUAAUGCAGGAUAUAAUUGCCAUUUCAAAAGCAGUCCCACAUUUAGGUUGUAGUAUUUUCUCCAUGUGAAAAUGGCCCUUGUCCAUGCAAAAUCUUUUAAAAAGUUUGAAGCAACCAGAGCUGGAAUUUUGCUUACUUAAGGGUAGUUUGCAUUCUCAGUACACUAUCUCCGAAGGGCCUCAAAUCCAAAGACAAGACAUACAUACAAGUCCUGCUCUCAGAUAUGUGUGUUUGGUUAAUUUUAAAGCAGCAGGGAUCAAGCGGUAAGGAUGGAAGGGAAGGGCCAUUGCUCAGUGCUAGCAGCCAUGCAGAUGCUCACAGGUUCAAUUCCAGCACUACAAAGCCCCACCUACAAUGCUGGAGAGCCACUGCUGGUCAGUGUAGGAAAUAAAGCAUACAAGCUGAAAGCGUAUGCAGAUGAUAUUGUAAUAACAGUGGGAGAUCCAAACAGCACAUUUCCGAAAGUCUUAUAAAAAAUACAGGAUUUUGGACUGGUGGCAGGUUUAAAACUAAAUAAAAAUAAAACUAAACUUAGUGAAAAAUGUCUCAGAGCAAGACAAGAAAAAGAUUCAGCAGAAGUUAGAAAUAGAGGUUCACAAAAAAGUUAAAUAUUUGGGAAUAUGGUUGACAGCUUAGAAUAUUAAUAUAUUUAAAGCUAAUUAUGAAAGAGUUUGGAAAGAAAUAAAAAGGAACUUAGAGAUCUAGGGAAGGAUGAAUUUGUCACUUUUAGGAAGAAUUUCAGUAAUUAAAAAGAACGUAUUGCCAAAAAUGUUACUCUUAUUAAAGUCAAUCCCGGUGAUAAGCAAUGUGAGCUGCUUCAAAGAAUGGCAAAAGCAUAUUCCAAGAUUUAUCUGGAAAGCGAAGAAACCGAGAAUAAAAUACAAACUUCUUACUGAAAUUAAAGAAAGAGGUUUCUCUCUACCAGAUUUAAAAUUAUACUUUGAGGCAACCUGCAUUUUCUGGAUUUGGGAUUGGAUUAAAUUAGAGAAUACAGACCUGUUAGACUUGGAAGGGCAUGAUAAAAAUUUGGUUGGCAUGCAUAUAUACGGUAUCAGAAAGCAAAAAUCCACAAAGGAUUUCAUAAUCAUAUAAUAAAAGGUGUGAUUUUUAAGGUAUGGGAGAGAUAUAAAGAUUUAAUAGAACAAAAAACACCAGGAUGGAUAUCCCCAGUAGAAGCAGUAUCUUUAAAAAAGGUAAAUAUGAGGACUAAAUGGCCAACAUUUAGAGAGCUGUUAACAGAAGUGGAUAACCAAUUACAGUUAAAAGAAUUUGAGGAAAUUAGAGAGAAGGUAACAGAUUGAUUACAGUAUUUUCAAAUAAAUGAAAAAUUUAAAAAUGAUAAAAAGAAAGGUUUUAGCUACACAAUAUCAAUAGUUCAAAGAGAAAUGUAGGAUACAAAAUUACUGUCGAAAAUGUGUUAUUUGCUGUUGGAAUGGGAAACCAAAGAGGAAGAGAUUAAGUAUGUAAUGAUAAAAUGGGCAAAGGAUGUGAGACAUAAUAUACAAAUGAGUGAUUGGGAAAGGCGUUGGACGACGGACUUGAAAAUUACUACAUGUUUCUCACUUAAAGGGAACUACCGUAUUUUUUGCUCUAUAACACGCACCCGACCAUAACACGCACGUAGUUUUUAGAGGAGGAAAACAAGGAAAAAAU